Acanthoscelides obtectus is the source of this 507-nucleotide messenger RNA. The record is from the annotation of a GenBank genome assembly. NCBI's taxonomy places the organism in Eukaryota, Metazoa, Arthropoda, Insecta, Coleoptera, Chrysomelidae.
AUGAAGGCGACACAUCAGAUAUGGUGGUGCUUAGUGGUCUUGGCAUGCUACGUUGGAUUGGUACGAGGUGAAGUGGAAUCCAGCUGUUAUGGUGCUGGGUCAAUAGCAGCUGCGGUGAUUCUCACUUUUAUAUCCACUGCAGUGCUAUUGGGUUUGCUGUAUAUUUGGUGGAAGAAGUAUAAGGCGAAGAAAGGGGUUUUAUUAGUCGAGGAAAUGGAUGGUCUGCCACGAGAACUUUGUUUUCCUGCGUUGGCCGACGAUUUGGCUAAUUCCAUACGGAACUCCUUUAGCGGUUUUGACGUUACACGUGCUGUGUUGCAGCCCUUUCUAUACAGAAGCCAGGCGUUGGUCACUGACAUAUCAAGAACCCAUGUGAAAAUUGGGAAGUACCAUCUUUUCGAUCUGCUUGGACUGCGAUACAGACCAAGUAAUGAAUUGGCCUUAUCGACACCGCCCAUGUGCUUAUUAUUGCGUUAUAACGGAUGGACAAGGGAUGACAAUUUUUGA